CUCUUACUGCAGCGGGGAGCCCGGGGGCCGGGCAGCCCCGCAGCCCUCCCCACACCGCGGGAGGGUAAAGCGGCCCGCCCGGCGAGCCUGCUGGCUGCCCGCUCGGUACCUGUCUCGCUCCUUGCUCUGUUUCCUCCUCGCCGUCCGCCCUGUCUUUCUGCCCCGGGAUGCCGCCCAACCUCACCGGCUAUUACCGCUUCGUCUCCCAGGAGAACAUGGACAAUUACCUGCGCGCUUUAGAUAUCAAUGUGAUCUUGCGAAAAGUGGUUUGCCUUUUGAAGCCCGAUAAAGAGAUUAUCCACACGGGGGAUCACAUGGUCAUCCGCACGAUCACUUCCCUGCGAGACUAUGUUAUGGAUUUUGACCUGGGAGUCCAGUUCGAGGAAGACCUGGGACCUGUGGAUGGACGCAAGUGCCAGACAACUGUCUCCUGGGAGGGGGAUCAGCUGGUGUGUGAGCAGCUGGGAGAGAAGAGGAACCGAGGAUGGAGGCACUGGCUGGAGGGGGACCAGCUGCAUCUGCGCAUGACCGCUGAAGACGAGGUGUGUGUCCAGGUUUUCCAGAAGGUGAAGUGAGCGCUCCGCCGAGGGAUGCCCCGCAUUGACAAAACAAACAAAGCCCGAGGGAGCCAAGCUCCCC
Molecule: messenger RNA, 639 nt
Organism: Pezoporus occidentalis (night parrot)
Lineage: Eukaryota; Metazoa; Chordata; Aves; Psittaciformes; Psittacidae
Gene: RBP5
Product: retinol binding protein 5
Exons: 4
Coding region: 168-575 (135 amino acids)
Biological process (GO): fatty acid transport
Cellular component (GO): cytosol; nucleus
Molecular function (GO): fatty acid binding
Source: RefSeq, a predicted model, not a curated record